Panicum virgatum (switchgrass) is the source of this 1743-nucleotide messenger RNA. RefSeq lists its product as uncharacterized. NCBI's taxonomy places the organism in Eukaryota, Viridiplantae, Streptophyta, Magnoliopsida, Poales, Poaceae. The transcript has 3 exons. The coding region runs from base 68 to 1495 and encodes 475 amino acids. Gene Ontology annotation, molecular function: protein binding. The record is from RefSeq and is a predicted model, not a curated record.
CGCCGCACUCCCUCCGCAUUUUCCCCCAAACCCCACCAAAACCCUCGCGCCACCGCCGAGCAGCAGGAUGGCGCCGGCGACGGAGCUGUCGGACGACCUCGCCGAGGAGAUCCUGCUCCGCUUCCCGCCCGACGACCCCGCGCGCCUCGCCCGCGCCGCCCUCGCCUGCAGGCGCGCCUGCCGCCUCGUCGCGGACCCCGGCUUCCGCCGCCGGUUCCGCGAGUUCCACGGCGCGCCCCCCAUGCUCGGCUUCUUCCGCAACACCACGAGAGCCCGCUUCGUCCGGAGGCCGUGGAGCUUCGUCAUGGGCCGCGAGCAGGAUCUCGAGGGACCCUUGGUCGUCGCCCGCUUCGUCCCCACCUCCUCCUCCUGCCUGGCUCGCACCGACCUCCGCGACUGGCGCGUGGUUGACGCUCGCCACGGCCGCGUCCUCCUCCACUGGGGGAACAGCCGCCGCCUCGCCGUCUGGGACCCCAUGACGUGCGAGAAGCGCGGCCUGCCCAUUAUGCCCGUGUCCCUGUGCCCGGACAACUGGAACGCGGCUGUGUUCUGCGCCACCGCCGGCUGCAACCACCUCGACUGCCAUGGCAACCGGUUCACGGUGGUCUUUCUGGUUAUCAAGGAAAUGAAGGUGUUCGACUAUGUCUUCUCGACAGAGGAUGUUGUAUGGAGCUGUCCGCCCAAUCCUGGCUCUCAACGGCAUGACGGGCAUCUGCCCUUGGAGCCCAGCGCUCUUGUGGGGAAUGCACUCUACUUCGUGCUUCAGCCGGACAACAGAAUCCUGGAAUACAAUGUGGGCACACGGGAAAUGACUGUGAUUCGCCUGCCAAGUGGUUGCUUCUCGGAACAGCGCAUUGUGCUCAUGACCACGGAGGAUGGUGGGCUGGGAGUUGCCACUGUGCGUCAAUCAAAACUCUGCCUAUGGUCCAGGGAGAUUGGUUCUACUUCUGAAAAAGAUGCAGGAUGGGCACAAAGGAGAGUCAUUGACCUCAAGACGCUACCCAUUCGAUCCCUCUCAACCUCACCUGUUGUGGCUGGUUAUGCAAGUGGCAUUAAUGUCAUUUUCGUUCGAACGUGUGAUGUGCUUUUCAUGAUUGAUCUUAAGUCCAGCAGGGUCAAGAAGGUAUGCCGCGAGGUCACUGGUGCCUCCAGUGUUUUUCCCUACAUGAGCUUCUACUACCCAGUAUUGGGAGGGGUCUCUACAGGUGAUGGAUCAAGAGGUGCCUCAAGUGCUCGACCUUGUCAUUGUGGUCUUGCUUUUGGGCCAGUGGCUCAAGGGGGAGAUGAGGACAGUGACAUUGGUGGUUGUGAGCACUCUCAUGACCACGGCAUUGAUGAUGAUGAUAAUGAGAGUGAAACUACGAUGAGUGAUGCUGAUGAUGACGACGACAAUGAAGCUAUGGAGGGUGACGAGGAUGAUGAGGAUGGUGUUGAAGCUUACUUGACUUCUCUUCUCUUUUUGCUGCUUGCUGCCAGUGGGGGAGAAUUACCAUAGGAGAAUUAUCAUAAUCGUCUUGGCUGUCCUGGUUCUGGCUGCUAUCGGCUUAUCAGGGCAUGGUAGAACAGAACAGAACAGCCCAUCAUCCAUCUACUUAUCAAUUUUAUUCGUGUAUGGACAUGUAUGACUCUUGUAAUAGUGCUACGACUAUGGCUUAAGACGUUUGUGAACUUUGUGCCAGACUUUCAUGGCUAUUUGUGUGAUGUCAUGUUGGUUUUCCCUUUUUUAUUGAUAUAUCUUUGCCA